GGAAAACUGGUUUGAAUAAUACAGUAACAUAUCUUCUCGAUUGUCCCAUAAUGUAUACAUGUGCUUUUCAGGACAAGUAUGUCACGUUUGUGUACAGUCUACUGUUCUUUCAACUGGGGACAUUUCAGUGCCUUUUGAUAACAGAAACGCACUGAUAUCCUCAUUCAUUAUGCCGUAAACUUUCAAUGACGAAAUGUGCUGCAAACACCCUAAAUCCCGCCAAUCACAGGUAUGUAGGCGCCAACCAGGAAGUUUAUGUCUGAAGACCGGGCACCUGUGAACACUUUAGGUUGUUUUCACAUUGAAAUCUCUACGUCUGUGUCGACCUGACGGACGGGAAGUGUUAAAGUCGGACUUGGCGGACAGUGAAGAUGACCUCUGAAGUAAUCGCUUCAUAUAAACUGCAUAUACAUGUAUUCAUUGCGAUAAUCACAGGAAUUGAGGGAGCAGUGACUGUCUCAGGGUCAGGAGGUACAGGGAUACCCAACCAGCAGGCUCUGACUCUCAGGUGCAGCUACACAGUGACACCUGGGGAUGUUGUUGUUGCAUUCUCAUGGAGGAAAAGAGAGGGCAGCUCUACAGUGAACAUAGCCAGUGGAUCAGUGACUGGUCAGACAGUUGUGUUCCUGGACACCUGGCAGAACAAGGGCGUGUUUGUUGGUGACUACACCUCCUCCCUCGACAUCCAGCUGCCUGCCAGUCACGUCAACUCCAGCCAUGCUGGGACAUACAUGUGUGAAGUGGAUGGAGUAUCCGGAAGUAGUUAUGCUGACGUCAAUGCUACCAUUUUGUAUGCACCAUCGAUAUCUGGCCUCCCGUCCACAUACCAAGUGAUCGAGUUGUCCCGUCUCAUGAUAAACUGCAGCACCUACACCACACCAGGCAACCCGUCAAUCUCAACCUACAGGUGGACCUAUGGUGGAUCUACUGUUAGUACUGGGUCUGUGCUUGAUAGAAGCAACAUCAGCAGGCGUCAGGGAGGGAACUACAUCUGUACUGCCAGCAACACCCAGGGGUCAGACUCGGCCUCGGUCCACGUGGAUGUACUCUAUGCGCCAUCCAUAUCUGGACUCCAGGGCGUCUACAAAGUGAAUGAAUCAUCUCGUCUCAGGAUAAACUGCAGCACCUACACCACACCAGGCAACCCGCCAAUCACAACCUACAGGUGGACCCAUGGUGGUUCUACUGUCAGUACUGGGGCUGUGCUGGAUAGAAGCAACAUCAGCAGGAGUCAGGGAGGGAUCUACAUCUGUACUGCCAGCAACUUUCUAUCACCAGGUGGAGGAUCAGAACAACAGGGCACGGCACAAGUCUCUGUAGAUGUUCAAUAUUUAGAUACCCCUGUCCUCGUGUUUGAGAAGUCAGAAGCUACUGAGAAUGACUCACUGACCCUAAACUGCAACGUUAUGAGCCACCCAGCGGCAGAGUUGACAGUGUUGAACAUUGACAACGACACCACAUUGGCAGAAGGAAACACCAACACCAUCUCCUACACAAUACAACGAGUUCAGUGUCUCCACAACGGAACCUUUGUCUGCUCGGCUUACAACAGACACACGCGAACAACAACACGUGCUUCAUAUGACCUCGAUGUUCUCUGUGCUCCCAGGCUUGACACUCGGGUCCCCUUCAUCAGCCGAUUGUACAGAGGCCUGAAUGAAGUGGCGUCAUUAAAAGCUGCUAUUGUAUGUAACCCUCCGCCUGUGUUCAAGUGGCUGGCCUACCUAGAUAAUCAGCUUGUUCCGAUACCCAACUCAACAUCCCACACGGUCAUCACAUCUGGGCAACAGUCAGUGCUGCAAGUCAUGGUCAGACAGGUGUCAGAAUAUGGAAAGUAUUCUGUUGAAGCUACAAACGACGUGGGGCGAACACAGCUAGUUUACACCAUAGCGCCUGCAGGUGCGCCACUGGCUCCAGAUGAGACGGUGAUACACAACAUCACAUCAACAUCAGUGUGGCUUCAGUGGCAGGCUAACUUUGAUGGUGGCUCCCCACAGACGUUCAGUGUUGAGUACCGUGCAUCUGGCAGCGACUGGAGGGUCUGGAAACAAGGGAUUCCGGAUCCGGGACAAGGAAAAUGGCUAAUCUCCCACAUCAAUAGUUUGAAACCAAACACAGAGUACAUGUUCCAAAUAUCUGCACGGAAUAUACGCGGAACAAGCAGCAACGUUGUCAGAGACGCUACGACAGCAGGCCAAGAAACAUGUUCUUGCAUAACACAAGUGUCCGAUAGAUUGGGCAUUGGUGUCGGUGUUGGCCUUGGAGUAGCACUGCCAAUGAUCAUAAGUCUUGCCAUCACAUCAGUAGUGUUCUACCGUCAACGUUCUGUCAAGCCCCGAGGUUCAGACGCUGUUUCCGGUAAACGCCAAACGUCAAUAAAUGCUGACCAAGACAUCCAUCACACAUACUCAGACAUCGGUGACAGCAGAAGGAGCGAGUACGAAGACCUUCAGGCCAGCACCAGGUUCAGAGAAGGACCUAAGGAAUAUGAGCAUCUGAGGACAACAGAUCCAGUCCGAAGUGAUGCUUACCAAAACAUCCCAACACCACAUGGCUCAACUGAUGGACCCUCGCCAUUGUAUGAAAACCAAGCUGACACAUCCAGCACAUCCUUCUGAUGCAGCAGGAAGAGCCUGGUCCUCUCCGCUUAACAAAAACCGAUGUACACAGAAGAAGUAGCGAUGAUUCAUAAACGUUAUCAGUUGUUGGCGAAGUAAGUGGAAUGUGUAUGCAAAUGACCGAAAUGUUACAUUAAUAAAGGCUACACAAAGUACAGUGAAUAAAUCGAUACGUCACG
Messenger RNA from Haliotis rubra (blacklip abalone), 2797 nucleotides. RefSeq names its product nephrin-like. Gene Ontology annotation, cellular component: axon; plasma membrane. The transcript is spliced from 14 exons. Gene Ontology annotation, molecular function: protein binding. The record is from RefSeq and is a predicted model, not a curated record. The coding region runs from base 372 to 2618 and encodes 748 amino acids. NCBI's taxonomy places the organism in Eukaryota, Metazoa, Mollusca, Gastropoda, Lepetellida, Haliotidae. Gene Ontology annotation, biological process: cell-cell adhesion; axon guidance.